Paralichthys olivaceus (Japanese flounder) is the source of this 3333-nucleotide messenger RNA. RefSeq names its product homeobox protein Hox-B1a-like. Gene Ontology annotation, biological process: regulation of transcription by RNA polymerase II. Lineage: Eukaryota; Metazoa; Chordata; Actinopteri; Pleuronectiformes; Paralichthyidae. Gene Ontology annotation, cellular component: nucleus. Gene Ontology annotation, molecular function: DNA-binding transcription factor activity, RNA polymerase II-specific; RNA polymerase II cis-regulatory region sequence-specific DNA binding. The record is from RefSeq and is a predicted model, not a curated record.
CAGAAUGGAGGGACACAGUGUGUAACCUGUGUGGAGGUGAAGAGGUAACUUGACUCUCCCCUGUCCUCUCGCGUUAUUUUCCGCUGUCACCGACGAGCCGUUGGAGACGCAGUGUGAGUUGAGCUGAUGACAGGCCUUCCAUCACAGCGGAGCUGUUAGUGCAGCCGCCACUUUCAUUUCCUCCACACGGGAACUUUCGGCUCUUUCUUUUUUUUUUUUACUUCUUUCAUUUUGCUGAAAUUUUUCAUUUCCCCCUCACCCUGCCUUAUUUUCUUCUGGGGUUAGUUUGAGAUGUUUCCAUGAUUUACUUCCGUUCUGCCGUAUGACUCCACACUCUACUAUUUAUUCUAUUUUACAUCAGUGACUCAAUUUACAGUUUUUGGAUGGAGCUUUUCGAUUUUUGAUGUUUUUCUUACACACUUCUACAAACGUGCUCUCUGGAUUCCUGCUCCUCUGACUUCUCUCAGUCCCACCGUGCCUCAGUCUGCAUGGACAACAUGAACUCGUUUGUGGAAUACUCCUUCUGUAACAGACCGGGCCCGAGCGCCUAUUCUGCGCCCAAACCUGCGCACCACCACCACCACCACCAUUUGCAUCACCUUCACCAUCCUCUGGACCAGACUCAGAGCUUUCCGGUGACCUCCGGCGCCUUCCACGCGGGCCCCGCCGCCUCCUCAUCUGCGGUUAAUGGGACGAGAGGUGACAGCACGAGUUACACCGGGGAUGGACGGCUGUAUGAAGGAGUCCAUGCGGCCACAGGGUCGACCCAGCAUCAGCAUCAUCACCAUGAACAGCAUCAGCAGACGCACAGCGGCUACCAUCAUCACCUGCACCAAACUCAAAGCCUGCAGAGCGGAAUACUGCAUCCCUAUAAUAACGGGAAUAACGCCAACACCGGGGCCUACGCGGGUCAGGCGUGUGCCACAAACUCGGAGUACAUUUCCGCGCCGGGCCCUGCUAACACCGCUCACCCUCAGUAUUUCAUGGAGGAGUCUGUGGCCUCCACCUACUAUCAUCAAUCAAACUUCCCAAGCUCGGCCUCCACUGUCGGCCCCAGCUACGGGGCCCUGGCAGGGGCCUACUGCGGGCCUCAGGGCGCUCUGGCGGGGCCACAGUUCCCGCAGCAGCUCGGCGGGGGUCUGGAUGCAGCCAGCUACAUGGGGCUUCCCCACGGGGGAGGUUACGGGGAGCUGCCGGUCUCUCAGGACCGAGACAGGGGGGAUGAGGAGGGCCAGCAGGCCGGGCAGGGACAGACCUUCGACUGGAUGAAGGUGAAGAGGAACCCGCCUAAGACAGUUAAAGUUGCAGACUUCGGCCUCGCGGGCGCGCACAACAACGCCAUGCGCACCAACUUCAGCACGCGCCAGCUGACCGAGCUGGAGAAGGAGUUCCACUUCAGCAAGUACCUGACGCGCGCACGCCGCGUGGAGAUCGCGGCCACGCUGGAGCUGAACGAGACGCAGGUGAAGAUCUGGUUCCAGAACCGGCGCAUGAAGCAGAAGAAGCGCGAACGGGAGGGCGCGUCCGCCACGACCCACUCCGCCUCCGGUACCGGCGGAGGCUUCAUCAAGGACCUGGAGGACACCGACCAGUCCUCCGCGUCAACCUCUCCAGGCGCGUCCCCGAGCCCGGAGACGUAGUCAGAGACUAUUGUGACUGGUGACCUAUAUACAGCCUUAUUCUACUGAGCGACCCACUGUCUAAUACAUGGGUUCUAAUAUGAGAGGAGUAAUAAUCAGCGUCCAUCUUCCACUUGAGCUUUAGUUAAUGUCCCACAAUUCAUUUUGAAGUAUGGACUUCUUCACCUGGACUUUUUAUAAGACUAAGUUUUACAUAUAGGUAGAGAGAAGCUGUGUCCUGUUAUCUCAUCUCUUGAUCAAACAUCUCCUUCUGGACUAUUGCUGAACAUGCACACAAUUAAAUGUGACCUUUAACCAACACAAGUGAAAGUAUGCUCCAUGCAGGUGAUGCUAAAUAACUAUAACCAACUCCUCUGAAGGUCUUGACCUGUUGAAGGUUCUAUGCUGUUUAUCCUGAACCAAACUCUGAGAUCACUGCGUGUUGGGAUUGACACACCUUUUAUAUUCCAGUUUUAUUCCUAAAUUGGGAUUUCAGGAGCUAUUUUAAGAGGAAAAUGACGAAAUAGGCUCCAGAUACUGGUGUACAGAUGGAUCCCCCUGAUGAUAUAAGAUGCACUUUGGCAUGUCUGAAUUAAGGAGUUAACCUGCUGGUAUUAGGGUUUUAAUGUGGAUAGCACGUUAGCUUGUUUUUAGUUGAGUUUUUCAUUCAACCAUUCAUUUAAACAUGAAUUUCCCAGCAACAUGGACUCUAUGGUUAUAAAUACAGGGAGCCUCUGAUGGCAAAAAAUAUAUACGUUUGUUUUCUAUCUGGUUGUUCUGCAAUUGUUUUCUAAAGAACGUUUAUGAAUAUUAUUAUAUAUUUUUUAUUUUUGAAUGUUUCAAGUGUUCUGUGUGUAUGUUUCAGUCCGCACAGCUAUGGCCUUUGCACUAUGUGACUACAGGGUAACAUUUCGGAUGGAGACAGGAUGGUCAGGGUGUUCGGUGUGACACAUGAAUAAGCUCAAUGGAAUUCUCUGUUUCCUUUAGUUUCUACGAAUGAUGACACAAGGCUGCGAUGCCUUCACAGACACUCAGGGCUUUAUUUGGGAUGUGUGUAAGUGUGUGUGAUUGUGUGGAAGGGGUUGAGGGGUCCAUGAUUAAAUAAAACUACUGACAAGGCCCAUCAGAUACAAAUGUCUCCUUGCUGAGGAGGAAACAUGGGCAGUUUUUACCACUUGUUCUUUCUCCCAUGAGAGUAAAUUAUUGGAUCCAUUGUAUGUUAUUGAUUGUAGAAUAUGGGAAACAGUGUGGAUAUGAAUGGGGUUUUUCCCCUGGGGUAAUUUUGUCUUGUUACUACUGAGGGCCAUGAUACUUUAAACCAGACAAAGUCUCAAUAUAGGGAUGUUUUUACUACUCCUAAACCGAGUCUGACUUCUGCAAAUCCAACAAAAGUAAGUGCAGUUAACAGAAGUGUCAGAACACUUUAUUUCAGAGGCAAAGAGAAGUGAAUGAAAUGUUACCUUCCUCAGGAUACAUUUUAUAAACAUCAUUUAGGAGCACAUUUCUUCAUAUGUGUAAUAUUGUCAGGUGAAAUGUUGGCGUGUACGUUGUGAACUGCUGUGACUGGUUUCUCUUUUACUGACUGUUGUUUUUAAAGGAGAGCACACUGACUGAAUGUUACUCGUUCUGCUGCCUUAGAAACUCCCAAUCAUGAAGUCUGUCUGUGUUUUUAUACUGCGAGCUACCUCAAGUAAAGAUUCUUCUGUCAAUCCUG